Molecule: messenger RNA, 639 nt
Organism: Aplosporella prunicola CBS 121167
Lineage: Eukaryota; Fungi; Ascomycota; Dothideomycetes; Botryosphaeriales; Aplosporellaceae
Exons: 4
Coding region: 1-639 (212 amino acids)
Biological process (GO): mitochondrial electron transport, NADH to ubiquinone
Source: RefSeq, a predicted model, not a curated record
AUGUUCCGCCUCGCGCCCGCGCGCCUCCGCAGCAGCCUGCAGCCGGUCCAGCGCAGCAGCGCCGCUUUCAGCAGCAGCAGCACGCCCACGCCGUCGGUCGACGCCAUCCCGGCCAACAACCCCGCGCCCAAGGCCCCCGCGCCCAACGUCUCGGCCACCAACGCCGUGCCCACCAGCUCCGAGGGCUCCUUCGACCAGGUCCUGGUCGAGAGCGUCGAGAAGGGCGAGGCCCUGCGCACCGCCCAGGCCCCCAACCGCCAGGGCAUCUGGUCGAGGAGCCAGCAGCCGCGCGAGCGCGCCAUGGUCGGCCCGCGCUUCGAGCAGACCAUCAUGGAGGACCAGCCCCGCCCUUAUGCCGCCAUCGAUCUCAUCCACAAGCAGCCCGUCCGCUGGGUAAAGGAGCGCACCGUCUCGUGCGAUGGCGGCGGAGGGCCAUUGGGCCACCCCCGCAUCUUCAUCAACGUCGACAAGCCGCAGAUCUGCAUGUGCACGUACUGCGGCCUCCCCUUUGCCCACGAGCACCACAAAGAGCACCUCAAGGCCCAGCCGUCCUCGCCUUACCCCCUCGAGCCCACCGGCCAGGAGGGCGAGGUCGAGUUCAGCCAGCGCAUCACCAACGAGCCGCUCGGGCAGAGGUAG